Molecule: messenger RNA, 831 nt
Organism: Colletotrichum fioriniae
Lineage: Eukaryota; Fungi; Ascomycota; Sordariomycetes; Glomerellales; Glomerellaceae
Biological process (GO): ribose phosphate metabolic process; nucleoside phosphate metabolic process
Molecular function (GO): ADP-glucose pyrophosphatase activity; ADP-ribose pyrophosphatase activity
Source: RefSeq, a predicted model, not a curated record
AUGUCGUCAAUCACAUUAAAAGAGAGCGGGAUCCAAGUCAAGCUUCCCGAUGGCCUAUCAGAAGACCAACUCUUAGGUUUCCGACCUUUCAACGAUUGGGUCAAGGGCCUCAACAACUCCCUAAGCUUGCAAGCCAAAAGCAAGGACCACCCAUUCCACCAAGACCCCUACCGCCUACGCGGCAUCUCAGUUCAGACCUUCGACAUCUUUGGCUCCGGCCGCGUCGGUUUCCUCAAGGUUAAGGCCGAUGUCAAGAAUGAGGCGGGAGAGGGACUUCCUGCCAGCGUAUUCCUUCGCGGACCUAGUGUCGGCAUGCUGGUGAUACUCAUCCCUGACGACGCGCCGCCUGAUAGCGACGAGCGCUACGUCGUCUUGACGGUGCAGCCCCGUGUGCCUGUCGGCAGCCUUUCGUUCGUGGAGUUACCCGCCGGCAUGGUCGACGACAGCGGCAGCUUCGCAGGUGCGGCGGCGAAGGAGAUUAAAGAGGAGCUCGGCCUGGAGAUUCAUGAAUCGAAGCUGACGUGCUUGAGCGAGCUGGCGGGCGCGGGCAGAUCAGAUGGAAAUGAAGCCGAGGAGGGCUUGGCCGAGGCAAUGUACCCCUCUGCCGGCGGGUGCGAUGAGUUUGUGACGCUGUAUAGCCACGAGAAGAAGAUCCCUCGCGAGCAAUUAAAGGAAUGGAGCGGCAAGCUGACUGGGCUACGGGAUCACGGGGAGAAGAUUACGUUGAAGCUUGUGCCGAUGAAGGAUCUGUGGCGGGAGGGCGCGCGGGAUGCAAAGUGUCUCGCGGCGCUGGCUCUUUGGGAUGGACUCCGGCGCGAGGGCAAGUUAUGA